GUAUGAUUGCUCAAUCGAAAGAGUGCACUAUAUUCUGUGGUAUUUGCGUACGUAACGGUUAAACGCAUUUGACCGUCUCCUUUUUUAAAUCUAUUCAAAUCGAACUUGUGGUUUGCCUUGUUUUAUAGAUUUUUGAAGACGAAAGAAACUCCCCACGACCCGGUAGGGAACGACAAGGAAUUUACAGUAACGUCGUAGCAUGCUGUGGUACGUGGAGUACGCCCUCGCAAUCACACUGUUCGCGUUUCUCUGCUACGCAUCACUUAAACGCAGGAAUCAAUCAAAAUGGGAAAAAAUCGGCUAUCUGAAAUCGAUCGAUCUUUACCCGCUAAAGGGGGGUGCAAAGUUGACCGUGGACUCUGCGUUUUGUGCGAGCGUGGGCCUUGUUCAAACCGGCGACGAAUCCGACACACCACUGCUCCGAGACAGGUGUUUCGUUAUUUACGCCGAACAUAACAACGAAUUCAGAUCGGCAAGGCAGUUGCCGAGAACUCUUCUUAUUAAAGUCACUCCGUACUGCCCAAGAACAGUUGCACUCGACGCACCUGACACGAAGAGGUUCCUCCUCGAGUUACCCAACGCUUCAGUCCCGAAUGCUACCGUUAGGAUGCUCGCUGGUGAAUGUGUGGAGACUACCGAUUGCGGCGACGACGUGGCUCGAUGGCUUUCGCGGUUUCUGCUCCAAGAAGAGUGCGGAUUGCGUCUGGGAUAUAACGACGGUAGUUUGGCAAGGAACUUGGAACUCAACUGGUCGGAUUUGAUACAGCACGAUACGUUGUUAAGCAGCAAAGCCGCGGGAUUGUAUGCGAAAUUAGUCAGCGUCAGCGUUACGAACCAAAUGUCGAUCGACGACUGCAACGAUAAUCUUGCUGGCGUGGUCAAAGUGACCGCGGCUAAUUUCAGGCACAAUCUUUUGAUAGACGGGCCAGGGUUGAAAGCGUUCGACGAAGAUCGCUGGGAUUGUAUCAGCAUAGGACGGGCGGUAAAGCUGAGGAAGGUCAAAGACUGUCUCAGAUGCGCAGUACCUGGUCUCGAUCCACAGACAGCAAAAAAAAUACGUCCUCGGGGAACCAAUCAAAACACUUAACACGUAUCGAAUGGGUUUGGCCGGUCCCGAGAAGGGCAACCCUAAAAUGGGAAUUUGGUGUGAGGUGAUACUCACGGGGCAUCUUAAAGUUGGAGAUUCGGUUUACGUUACGAAACGAUGAUCUGUGCCGCUUUCAAUUUUAU
Molecule: messenger RNA, 1230 nt
Organism: Cylas formicarius (sweet potato weevil)
Lineage: Eukaryota; Metazoa; Arthropoda; Insecta; Coleoptera; Brentidae
Product: mitochondrial amidoxime-reducing component 1-like
Exons: 6
Coding region: 200-1087 (295 amino acids)
Molecular function (GO): catalytic activity; molybdenum ion binding; pyridoxal phosphate binding
Source: RefSeq, a predicted model, not a curated record